CAUUGAAUUUAGAAUAACUCCAAACAAAAAUGGCUCUAGCGUUGCAGAGGUUACGUAUGCCUUCAUCAACUGUUUCUUUGUUAACAACCUGCAACACGCAUAGUUUAUUCCGCUAUUUUGGAUUGACUUCCAACAAACCGGUUAAAAAAAUUGAAGUUACAAAACAGGGCAAAGAAAUAGUGAUUGAAGGAAAGCCAAUAAAAGAGGAAAAAAAGUAUACUGUACGGAAAAAUAAUUCACCUACUGGAUGCCCGCUUUGUGAAUUUCAGGACAAGCUAACUUACAGGGAUGUACUGAUACUGCAACAGUUUCUGUCUCCUGAUGGACAUAUCUUGCCCAGACAUAUCACAAGGGUUUGUUUUACAAUGCAGUGGAAAUUAGAAAAUAUUUUAUAUCAGUCAUAUUCUGCAGGUCUCCUGCCCAAGUACAAGCCUAUUUUACCUGUGAAUGAAGAUCCAGCAACCUAUGACAAAAACUAUAAAUGGAGGAAAAACAAUGUUUAUUUUGAUGAUUUUAGUAUUGAAAAUCCUUUGUAGU
Molecule: messenger RNA, 537 nt
Organism: Physella acuta
Lineage: Eukaryota; Metazoa; Mollusca; Gastropoda; Physidae
Product: large ribosomal subunit protein mL66-like
Biological process (GO): mitochondrial translation
Cellular component (GO): mitochondrial small ribosomal subunit; ribosome
Molecular function (GO): small ribosomal subunit rRNA binding; structural constituent of ribosome
Source: RefSeq, a predicted model, not a curated record